CUCUCUUGUAUCUUACUAUUGUUUUCUUCAUUUGCGUUGUUAUUAUUUGUACAUCAUUCAUCAACAACAAGUCAUUGCAGAAAUUUGUUUAUUUUGGUUUAUUUAAUUGCGAAUUCUGGAAUAACAUCGAAGUACAUACAUAUAAAUACUGUAUAAAAUAUGACAAUGUUGCAUCAAAUCAACCAUUUUGGCAGUAAAAUACUACAAAAUGGUCUAAAAUUAAGUGCUACUUCGGCAGCAACCAGAAAAUCUCUCUGGGGAUAUGUAGACAUAGCAUUUAACCAGGUUGACAGCAAUCGUUUGCAGGAGGUAGGAUCUGACCGCCUCUGUGCCGAGUGGCUUAUCAAAAAUGGUGGAGCUAUACGCACUGUAGAUUUACCCAAUCGGUCGUUUCAAAAUUACAAUGCGCUGCCCAGGGAAGAUGAUCAUUUCAAAAUAAAAAUGGUCGAUGCUACCAACUCUUCGAUCAUGAAAAUUGGUUUGGAACAUUUUAAGGGCUGCCAUCAUAUUGACACCGUUAUAAUACAUCAGUGUAAACAUUUGGAAUCGGAUGGCUUAGAAGGCUUGAGGUAUUUGAAAAAUACCUUAAAAGUGUUGCAGGUAUCGGGUUGUGAUAAUAUCACCGAUGAGGAUUUAAUGGUUAUUGGGGAAUUGGCAAAAUUGGAAUUGUUAAAGAUAGUCCAAAUGCGUUAUGUUAAGGAUUUGAAAAAGGUCGAAAAGAAUUUGAAAGCAAAGUUACCCAACUGCGUCAUGGAAAUUAAGUGAGAAGGAAUUAAGUGCGAAUAAGAUACGCUAUUAUGAUGGAUGAGAUGCAUCAGUUGAGUGUGGCCGAAAAUAUGUUAUUUGUUUAGAAAUGUAAUGUAUAAUAAAUAUUUAUUGACGAUUA
Messenger RNA from Lucilia sericata (common green bottle fly), 886 nucleotides. RefSeq names its product ATP synthase subunit s, mitochondrial-like. The record is from RefSeq and is a predicted model, not a curated record. The coding region runs from base 160 to 765 and encodes 201 amino acids. NCBI's taxonomy places the organism in Eukaryota, Metazoa, Arthropoda, Insecta, Diptera, Calliphoridae. The transcript is spliced from 2 exons.